This is a messenger RNA of Paramuricea clavata, 410 nucleotides long. The record is from the annotation of a GenBank genome assembly. NCBI's taxonomy places the organism in Eukaryota, Metazoa, Cnidaria, Anthozoa, Malacalcyonacea, Plexauridae.
AUGUCUGGGAAGUCAUUUUCUGAAUCAGAAUUUAACGCUGAUUCGAAUGGUGGUAGUCUUGUCGCCAGCCGUUGCUUUGGUCCGGAGCAAUGGUUGGGUAAAAUUUGGCGAGAAGGGUGAAAUCCCAAAAAAUGUCGAGAAAGUCAUUUUCUGAAUCAGAAUUUGACGGUGAUUCGAAUGGUGGUAGUCUUGUCGGCAGCCGUUGCUUUGGUCCGGAGCUAUGGUUGGCUGAAAAAUUGGCGAGAAGGGUGAAAUCCCAAAAAAUGUCGAGAAAGUCAUUUUCUGAAUCAGAAUUUGACGGUGAUUCGAAUGGUGGUAGUCUUGUCGGCAGCCGUUGCUUUGGUCCGGAGCUAUGGUUGGCUGAAAAAUUGGCGAGAAGGGUGAAAUCCCAAAAAAUCUCUGGGAAGUAA